Cuscuta epithymum is the source of this 1172-nucleotide messenger RNA. The record is from the annotation of a GenBank genome assembly. NCBI's taxonomy places the organism in Eukaryota, Viridiplantae, Streptophyta, Magnoliopsida, Solanales, Convolvulaceae.
GGAUGCAGUUGGGUGGUUGGAGAGCGGGUAGACGAAGAGAUCACUGGAUCCACUUUAUUAUCCCUUCUGCCCCUCAUCUUCUCCGGUGGUCGGAAAACGAUGUGCUCAUUGGAGAAGCGAGGAAGCAUCUUCAUCCUCACAUUAACCGGCAACGAUGAGCACCGAUUACACCCAACCCUCAUCGACUCCAUCACGUCCGCCGUCCGCCGCGUCCGCUCCGAAUCGACGGGGGCCUCCGCUCUGAUCACCACCGCGCAAGGGAAGUUCUUCUGCAACGGAUACGAUCUGAAAUGGGCUUCGGAGGACAUAGAGAACCGCGGUAAGAUCAUGUCAUCGAAGCUCCGCCUCCUCGUCUCCGACCUAAUCAGUCUCCCCAUGCCCACGAUCGCCGCCGUCACCGGCCACGCAUCCGCGGCCGGAUUCAUACUCGCGCUCUGCCACGACUACAUCCUGAUGAGACGGGAUCGAGGGGUUCUCUACAUGAGCGAGCUCGAUAUUGGCUUCAAGCUUCCGGCCUGGUUCGUUGCCGUAAUCAGAUGUAAAAUUGGGUCGCCGGCGGCCAGGCGCAGUGUAGCUCUGACAGCGGCGAAGCUCAACGCAGAUGUGGCGGUUGAGAAUGGAAUCGUUGACUCAGCGCACAACAGCGCGGAGGAGACUGUAACAGCUGCUCUAAAUUUAGGGGAAGAAUUAAGGAGAAGAAAUUGGGAUGGAAAUACGUAUGGUGAUAUCAGGAAAACUAUGUUUGCUGAAGUAUUGGAUUCUCUCGGCUCUGAUGAGACUGUCGGAGACUAUGGCGAAAAGGAAGCCGAGAAGACUGUAUCCCGGCUCUGAGUUAGACCCGUGGUGAACUGCAACCGAAGCCUAUACCGUAGCAUAGAAUCUGAUAUUUUUAUUCCCAAAAUGACUAAUUACUGCCAUGUUUUGGCAGUACCAGACUUCAAACACGGCAGUAUUUUCCAAUCUUCACAAUAAUUACUCCUAUUUUGGGAAUAAAAAACACGACAGUCCUAUUUUGGAAUUUUCAAACUGUUUUAGUCUUAUUUCGGGAACUUUCCCUUAAAUGAAACGAGUAUUAGUAUUAAAUCGAUGUAUUGACAGCACAAUUGAGUAUUUGAAGUAAGCAUUUGAGUGUCAUCAUCAAUACGUACUUCUUUCGUCCUUUAAAACUUUGC